CUGAAAACAAUCUAUUAAAUCAGAAAUAGUUAUAAUUGUGUGUUAAAGUGAUAUCAACACUGUGUUUUUGAUUGACAACUAUAAAACUGGAUAUCAGUGUAAUUCUCUGUGGGCAAUUAUAAGAGUGUGUCAAUAUAUGAUGGAUUAAACCAUUUACUUAAACAGGGAUUAUGACGGCAAGAAAAGGAUUUUUAGCCCAACAGCAAAAUACAUUUCUUGAUACCAUAGCAACCAAGUUUGAUGGCACACAUAGUAACUUUGUCCUUGGAAAUGCUCAAGCGUCCAGUUUCCCAAUCGUUUAUUGUUCUGAUGGAUUUUGUGAACUCACGGGGUUCGCAAGAGCUCAAAUUAUGGGAAAGAGCUGUGCUUGUAAAUUCUUAUAUGGUGCUGAUUCGGACGAAACGGAUAAAACUAAAAUAGACGAAGCUCUGGAGGAAAGACAAGAACUUAAAACAGAAAUAUAUUUAUACCAAAGAAACAAGAAUGGUUUCUGGUGCUUACUUGAUAUUGUUCCAAUCAAGAAUGAAAAGAGCCAAGUUGUACUGUUCUUAGUAUCACACAAAGAUAUAACCAAAGACCGAACGCCGUCCAUCGUUACCAAUAAUAACAAAGAUGAAUCAGGGUCAGAUGAAGAAGAAGAUUUGUUUGAUCCUCCAACCAUUCCUUUACGCAGUGCUGAUAUGCCAACUAACUAUCAUUAUGACAGACGAAGAAGUCGAGCGGUCCUUUAUCAGCUGUCUGGCCAGUUCGACAAACAUAAGCAUAACAGAACAAAGAGUAAACUACAGAAGCUUAAUAAUUUCACCGGGUCAAUAUCAGGGCAGAUGCCAGAGUACAAAGUCCAAGAGGUCAAAAAAUCUAAAUUUGUGAUUGCUCAUUAUGGAAUAUUCAAGGUCGGCUGGGAUUGGUUGAUAUUAUUAUGUACAUUUUAUACUGCCAUAAUGGUUCCUUAUAAUGCAGCAUUUUCAAACAAAGACGUCAAAGAAUCGCGAGAUUCAAUUUACUCAGAUGUUGUUGUGGAAAUAUUAUUUAUAAUAGAUAUAGCUUUAAAUUUUUGUACAUCGUUUCUAAGUAGAAGUGGCCAUAUAGUUUAUGAUUUAAAACAGAUAGCAAUUAACUACAUAAAAGGAUGGUUUUUAUUGGACCUUCUUGCCGCCCUUCCUUUUGACUUCCUGUUUUUAUUCAAUGUCAACUUGAAAACACCCGUACAUUUGCUCAAACUAGCCAGAUUGUUACGUCUUGCCAGACUUCUCCAGAAAAUAGAUAGAUAUUCGCAAUACAGUGCUGUUGUUGUGACACUGCUGAUGUGUAUGUUUGCCAUGAGCGCCCAUUGGUUAGCAUGCAUAUGGUACGCCAUAGGAUAUAAGGAAUUAAAAAAUAAUCCACAGAAUUGGACAGUAGGAUGGUUAUUUGAGUUGGCAGAAAGAAUCGAUGAUCCGAUAGAUUCAAACAGAACCAACAAACCAGACAUACUAACAUCCUACCUGACAGCACUUUACUUUACAUGUAGUAGUUUAACAAGCGUUGGUUUUGGUAAUGUGUCUGCCAAUACCAACGCAGAGAAAAUAUUCUCAAUAUGUGCCAUGUUAAUAGGUGCCAUGAUGCACGCCGUAGUGUUCGGUAAUGUUACUGCCAUUAUACAGCGAAUGUAUUCUAGACGUGCCAACUAUCACUAUAAAACCAAAGAUCUCAAAGAUUUCUUUAGAACACAUCAUAUACCAAAACCACUCAAACACAGGAUGCAGGAACACUUCCAGGCAACUUGGUCUGUAAACAACGGCAUCGAUACAAAUGAGAUUUUAAAAGAUUUCCCCGAUGAACUUCGAGGAGAAAUAGGUCUUCACCUACAUCAUGACAUCCUAUCUUUGCCAAUAUUUGAGGAUGCCACACAAGGAUGUUUGAGGUCUAUCUCUCUUCAUACAAAGCGCGCAUUCUGUGCCCCGGGAGAUUUCCUAUCUCACAAAGGCGAUGCUGUGAACUACGUAUAUCUACUGUGUAAUGGAUCUAUGGAAGUUCUUAAAGAAGAAAUGGUGGUUGCCAUUCUAGGGAAGGGAGAUUUAUUUGGUGCUGACAUAAAUAUGGACGAUCCAGUAGGAAUUUCAUGUUGUGACGUCAGAUCCUUGACCUACUGUGAACUACAAUGCAUAAAUAUACGUGGAUGUGUAGAUGUGUUAUCCCUGUAUCCAGACUUUGCAGAAAAAUUUCAGAAGGACAUACGACAUGACUUGACAUAUAAUCUCAAGGAUGGAUAUGAAGAUGAAGAGAGCGAAGGAGAAACAAAACUUCACAGGAUAAUAACACUGCCAUCUAUCUCAGAAGACGACGAAGAAUCAGACAGUGAUGGGAAAAACGAUAGUCCGGGCAGUCCUGACUCCAAUGUCGACGGAAGUCCCACAUCCCCAUUUCUUAAAAAGAACUUCCGGUUUCCAUUACCUAAUGGAGAUGUAAAAACAAGGGAAAAACGAGUAGCAUUUGGAACUAAGCGCCAUAGUUCCUUUUCUCCAAAACGACGAUCUUCCAUGAAGGACCGACGACGAUUAAACUCAGCGAUAGAUUCAGGGAAAUCCAAUGAUCCUUUAUCGAACUCUAUUGAUAAUUUACAAAUAGAAGUGGAAGGAACAAAAACCAAUAUUAAACAGUUAGAGAAACGAAUAACCACGAUCAGUAAUGAACUGUGUAGUAUAGGUGGCAAUCUCAAACUUGUCGUACAACUGCUGACCCCUAACCCUAGUCUUCAUUCGGAGUCACCACCGUCAACGCCAUAUUCACCUUAUGUGAAGCCAUCAUUCUCAUUCGGAUCACCAACUAGUGAGGACAUUGGUAUCGAAUCUAUGGACAAUACUUCUCUAACAUUGGGCGUGCCUAGCCCUGGUUACAAACGACAUUCAGGUGAUAGAUUCAGAUCACCUCUCAUUGAGAAAAAACAAUUAUUGAAUAACUCGUUAGCUCAUAUGUUUGCCAAUAAAGACAAUGAACGGAACGCGGAUGAGACUUCAGAUACCGUCAAUAGAUUUCUAAAGCUUGAUUUGAGAGACAAUUUACAUAAAGGGGAUUGUGUUCCGCCUAUUUCUCCUAUUCCAAGAAACAAUAAUUGUGGCUCUCCUACCUGUUUAUCACCUUGCCCGAGAACCAGUAGAAUUAUGAUGGAGAGUCCGUCUCCGUUGUCUCCAAUUUUAAAACACAGCAAAGGACCAUCGGAAUGUGCGUCGCCUAUCUCUCCGUCUUCAAGAAAUAGUUUGAGUACGCAAGCGUUUAAAUCACAUGACAGUGGAAAGCAAUCUGUUAUAGUUACGGCUGAUAGGGCAAAGGAAAACGGGUAUAUAAGUAGGACGACAGAUCUCUGAAUCAUUUGUAUUUGUUUUUUUAAAGUUUGUGAUGAUUUACAAUUCCUAGUCAUGUGUUAUUCACGUUAUAUUUUACUAGUUUUAUUUUAUAUAAAUUGAACUUUACAUUUUUAAGGUUGCAUUUGUAUAUGUUGUUAUGUGCUAAAAGUCACAAAAAAGAUAAAAGGGAACAAGCUAUCGCUUAUGAAUUAGAAUUCACUGAAAUGUCGUUCUUUUUAUAAUAAUUUUGAAAGUUUAACGACAUGACUCACAUGUUAUGAUCGAAGCAUUGACAAACGUUUGUAUAUACAAUGUUAAAUGAUAUGUUAUACAUAUUUUUAAACUGAUCGUGGUUUAUCAUUUUAUGUUAUUCUCUUAAUAUUUUAUUCUAAUCAUGGGGAAUGUACUUAAUACGAUUUUGGACCAAAUUGGCACUUGAAUUAAAUUAAAAACAUUUUAAAAAAUUCUAAAAAUUUUACGGAAUUUGAGAGAAGAAAAUAAAAUCUUCUGGACUACAACUUUAGUAAAGACACUAGGUACCAGUCUGCUUUUGUUGGUUUUUUCAAACAUCU
Mytilus trossulus (common blue mussel) is the source of this 3895-nucleotide messenger RNA. RefSeq names its product potassium voltage-gated channel subfamily H member 8-like. Lineage: Eukaryota; Metazoa; Mollusca; Bivalvia; Mytilida; Mytilidae. Gene Ontology annotation, molecular function: voltage-gated potassium channel activity. Gene Ontology annotation, cellular component: plasma membrane. The record is from RefSeq and is a predicted model, not a curated record. Gene Ontology annotation, biological process: regulation of membrane potential; potassium ion transmembrane transport. The transcript has 14 exons. The coding region runs from base 171 to 3344 and encodes 1057 amino acids.